Cooperia oncophora is the source of this 711-nucleotide messenger RNA. Lineage: Eukaryota; Metazoa; Nematoda; Chromadorea; Rhabditida; Trichostrongylidae. The record is from the annotation of a GenBank genome assembly.
AUGAUAAACGAUGGAAAACCAGUAACGAUGGCCGUAGUAGAAACUUUGGGAAUUGGAUGUCAGGGAAGGCAGUCCUUUGCUCUGUACAACGUUCGAGUGAGCAGAUCAAUAAAUGGGAAGAAAGUGAGCGGCUGGAAUGUUCUACGGAGAUACAGUGAUUUCCAUACAUUACAUGCCUACAUUGUUCAUAAGUAUCCUAAGCUUGCCAAUCUUUCCUUCCCUGGAAAGAAGACGUUCAAUAAUUUGGAUGCACAUUUUCUAGAAAAGAGGACCAAGGCACUGAAUUUAUUCCUGGAAUGUGUCCUGCAACCUUCAAUGUUAGACGCAUAUCCGGAGCUAGAUGGUAUUCUGUUCGAUUUCCUCAGUCAAAAGGAUUAUCAGGGUAACCGAGAACCAAUCGCCAGGAAGGUAAUGUCAGCCAUGUUCGAUCCCAUCAGGAUGAGCAUGAAAGCGGUUGGAAAUACAGUGAUGGCUGUUCCCGAUCAGGUGUACGGUGGAGUCUCGAAGGUUGGAGCCGGCAUUAACAGCGCCGCGAAGGUUAUUAUUCAGCCUCUGAAUGGAGGUCCGAGAGCUCCUGUGAUUGAUACGGAUCGUGUUGCCGCUGCUAUAACUGAUGAAGUAAGAUUGUCCGUAAAGCAAAUCUCGGAGCGUACUACUGACCCAGAGUCGGUCAAAAGAAUUAGUCUCGCAGAAGAGACAACCGAGCCUUGA